This is a messenger RNA of Neltuma alba, 298 nucleotides long. Its product is annotated as phospholipase A2-alpha-like. Gene Ontology annotation, molecular function: A2-type glycerophospholipase activity. Bases 14 to 298 code for a protein of 94 amino acids. The record is from RefSeq and is a predicted model, not a curated record. The transcript has 3 exons. Gene Ontology annotation, biological process: arachidonate secretion; phospholipid metabolic process. NCBI's taxonomy places the organism in Eukaryota, Viridiplantae, Streptophyta, Magnoliopsida, Fabales, Fabaceae.
UGUGUGUAUAAGAAUGGUAGGAGGGAGCAGGUAUGGAGUUGCGUUAUGCUUGGCCAGCGUCGCCCUGCUCAAUAGCAUCCAUGCCCUCAACAUAGGAGCUCAAGCCACUGGAGUUGCUGUCUCCCUGGAGAAAAACUGCAGCAGAAGUUGCGAGUCAAGCUUCUGUUCAGUCGCUCCAUUUCUGAGAUAUGGCAAGUACUGCGGCCUCCUCUACAGCGGGUGCCCCGGAGAAAGGCCCUGCGACGGCCUGGACGCUUGUUGUAUGAAGCAUGACCAAUGCGUAGGACACAGAGAGUAA